Molecule: messenger RNA, 633 nt
Organism: Haliotis rufescens (red abalone)
Lineage: Eukaryota; Metazoa; Mollusca; Gastropoda; Lepetellida; Haliotidae
Product: low-density lipoprotein receptor-related protein 8-like
Exons: 4
Coding region: 60-383 (107 amino acids)
Molecular function (GO): protein binding
Source: RefSeq, a predicted model, not a curated record
ACAGCGUCUAUAUAUACAGCUAGAGUGAAGCCCGGAGCCCAUAACAAAAGGAAGUCAGAAUGGAGACGAGGUAUCUCAUCGGGCUGGUUCUCAUUUUGCUGGUGCUUGGCCAUUGUGAAGCUUUCAGGCAGAUGCGUCACCGCAACCGAUGCGGCCGUGGUCGCAGAAUGUGUUCGUCUGUGAUGCGAUGCGUCUCCAACACAAAGGUUUGUGACGGCAACAACGACUGCGGGGACUUCUCCGACGAGUAUACAUGUCCCGGAUUUCAAUGUCCCCCAGGGAAGUUCCAGUGUAAUGACGGCCCCUGCAUCACUCAGAGGUGGCACUGCGACAACUACAACGACUGUGUCGACGGCUCCGACGAGAUCGGAUGCAAUAUCUGAAACACACUACACCCAUCGCCAUGACCAUCAAGCACGGCGCUGAUGAACCAGACCUCUUCCGAGAUUCACCCGAGGCAGAAACACACUGGCUGAUAGAGCCGGAUCAUGCUGCAACUUCUUCAACGUGAACGGACAACGCUUAUUUCAUUCUCAUCUAGAAAUCGGAAAAAGUGUAGACCUCAUUCGCCCUUCAUAUUCGCGAUUAUAUUAAUUUUGGAGUAUAAAAUAAAUAAAUAUUUGUUAAACUAAG